AUGUGCAUCAAUGUUAACUACAAAAUUGUACAUAAUGAUGCAACGGCCACUGAGGUUUUACCAGCGGAUUAUCUGAAGUACAAAUCAGAUGAAAACUACGAUGAAUACGCUGAAGAUGACAAUCCACAAAAUUCAGACGAAAAUGCUGCAGAACAAGAAGAUGCUUAUGAUGAAUCUUUUUCUUACUCUCCAAAAAAUUACGUCGAAACAACUAAAAAUCCCCCAAUCACCCAACCGUUGUCCCCUAUAACUACAGAGCACGGUUUCACGAGUGCAGUAACAAAUUCACUGCCCACAACAGAAAACUUUCAAAAGCUGGAAAACAGGGUUACCAGUACACUACCUGAGAACCCAUUCCUAACAACUACAAUUCCUACUUACACUACAAAAUUUUCAACUUAUGAGACCACAACUCCAGAUGCUGAAAAAUUAUACUCCCCUGACGAAAACUCAGAUUCUAAAGAUGUCAUACAAUCAUUACUUUCAGAAUCUGCAACGCCUAGCUCAACUAAACAAUUUUUAUCUUACCAAACCACAUCUGGUAUUAACAAACAAACAGACUUUUACCCGACUUUAAUUACUAAACAACCAUGGUAUCACAUGAGUACAACUCCCAACACCACCAGUUAUUCACCAUUCUACGAAACUACAACUAAACACUCUUUACCUAAUGAAGCUCCAACUCCAAACACCCAAACGCAACAGUCUUAUGAAACCACAACAUCAGAAUCUACAACCGCACAAUCCUUAUCAUACCGACCUACUGCUGCUAAUUACAAGGAAUAUUUUUUUGAAACCACGCUUCCCGGACCUACUAUCCAACCCCUGUCUCAUGAUACUACAACCCCGUAUGCAAAAACUACUAUUGCGACCGUUGCGACUACUACACAGUCGCCACCUUACAGAACUACAGCUGGCAGUAGUAAUAUACAGCAAUGGCCAUACCAGACUAUUGGCUAUAGCAAUCCAAAGCAGUUCUUGUCUUACCGUGCUAAAACUUCUGAUGAUAAUAGGCAAUAUAUUCCCUACAAAACUACAACUCCACGGCCAAUCCUGAAGUCUUUAUCUUAUGAAACCACAACUCAAAGCCUUGCGCAGUACCUUCCAUAUCGGAACACUCCUCCUAAUAUUAGGAGAGAACAUGGAACUUAUGGAUCUACAGUUACUAGCGUUAACAGACAGCAACAUGCACAUUAUGAGACUACAACUCCAAGUACUGCAAGGCAGUCCCCAGGUUACCGAACGACACUUUACAGUAUGGUCAAAGGUUACUCUGCUCACGGAACAACCAUCCCUAGUGGUAUCAAGCCGUAUGUUUAUUAUGAGACUACAACUCCCAGAGCUAUCAAUCAAUACUAUUAUCAGAAGACACCUCCUAGCAUUAUUAGGCAAUACUUCGUUUAUGAGACUCCAGCAACCAGUGCUACUAAACAGUAUUUUUACUACGAGGCUACAACUCCCAGAGCCAUCGUACAACCCUCAAGCUACUGGGGUACAUCUUACAACAACGCGGUGACCGCCGGUCGCGGAUCUGCAAGGCCAGUAAGCAACAGAAAAAUUCCCACUUACACAGUUCCAGCUCGUAACGGUGUCAUACAAUUCCUGCCUUAUAGAACUACGUCUUCUAAUACCAACAGACAGCCCUCAUCUCAAGCAGCUCUGAAACCAGUAACAACUAGAAAAUUCACAAGCUACAGGACUGUGCUCCCCAUUACUGUAAACAGAUACCCACCCUUUGGAGGAAUUUUUCCUAGUACUUCUCAACAAAUUAUAUCCUACAGAACUUCGUAUGAACCGGUAAGCUAA
This is a messenger RNA of Enterobius vermicularis (human pinworm), 1806 nucleotides long. The record is from the annotation of a GenBank genome assembly. Lineage: Eukaryota; Metazoa; Nematoda; Chromadorea; Rhabditida; Oxyuridae.